Molecule: messenger RNA, 3256 nt
Organism: Xiphias gladius (swordfish)
Lineage: Eukaryota; Metazoa; Chordata; Actinopteri; Istiophoriformes; Xiphiidae
Product: enhancer of polycomb homolog 1-like
Exons: 14
Coding region: 329-2848 (839 amino acids)
Biological process (GO): regulation of transcription by RNA polymerase II
Cellular component (GO): piccolo histone acetyltransferase complex
Source: RefSeq, a predicted model, not a curated record
GUGGGAAUGGUCGGUCCGCGAACUGGGGGUUGGACCGCUCCGAACGAAACAGCGCAAAAGAGUUUUAAAUGUCCGCCAUGUUGUCCAUGGCGCACUGAACCAACGAUAGGGAGCGGAGCGUAGGAAAAAAACAGUCCGAGAGAGAGCGACCAAGAUCCGGGCCUUCCCCCGGCUCCGUUGGCGACGCCCUAAAUACAAGCUACAACCAUUCGAACGUUAGAAUAGAGAUUAACCGCACAGAAACAUCCAUGAAAGCUCCACUCGGUACCGCUGUGAAUAUUAGGAGAUCGGAUAGAUUUAUAUUGCAUCUCGAAUUGUGAAAAAAAAAAUGAGUAAAUUGUCGUUUCGGGCACGGGCGCUGGACGCUUCCAAGCCACUACCCGUCUUCCGUUGUGAGGAUUUACCCGACCUACACGAAUAUGCAUCCAUUAACCGGGCAGUGCCGCAGAUGCCUACGGGGAUGGAGAAAGAAGAGGAAUCGGAACACCAUCUCCAGCGGGCCAUCUCAGCACAGCAGGUAUAUGGCGAGAAGCGGGACAACAUGGUCAUCCCAGUCCCCGAGGCAGAGAGCAACAUCACCUACUAUGAUUCCCUCUACCCUGGGGACUACAAGAUGCCAAAGCAGCUAAUUCACAUACAGCCUUUCAGCUUGGACGCAGAGCAGCCGGACUACGACCUGGACUCGGACGAUGAGGCGUUUGUCAACAAGCUGAAAAAGAAGAUGGAGAUCAGCUUCCUGCAGUUUGAGGAGAUGAUUGACCGGCUAGAGAAAGGCAGUGGACAGCAGCUGGUGAGUCUCCCUGAGGCCAAACUGCUGCUGAAGGAGGACGAUGAGCUCAUCAAGGAGGUCUUCGACUACUGGAGCCGGAAGAGGAAAAACAGCAAGGCUAACUCGCUCAUCCCCAACGUCAAGCAGGAGAAGCGGGACGGCUCCAGCACUAGUGACCCCUAUGUGGCCUUCCGACGACGCACAGAGAAGAUGCAAACCAGGAAGAAUCGUAAGAAUGACGAGGCGUCCUAUGAGAAGAUGCUGAAGCUACGCAGGGAUCUCAGCCGAGCCGUCACCAUCCUGGAAAUGAUCAAGAGGAGGGAGAAGAGCAAGAGAGAGCUGCUGCACCUCACACUGGAGAUCUUUGAGAAGAGAAACGUCAUGUCAGACUUUGGUGGUGAGGUGAUGGCAGAGGUUCUAGCUGAACGUGCGCUGGUGAGGCCGCAGAUCAUUCCCCUGGUCCCCCUCACCAACCAAUACCGACACCAGGAUCACAUGGACCUCAAGGACUAUAAGUCCAAGCCCGAGAAGAUGGAAGUUCCCAGGCAGAAGAGGAAGUACGAGAAGAAGCAGAAGGUGCUGCCUCUGUCGUCGGGCACCCCCCACCAUCCGGGUCCUGUUGUCUUCAAUGCCAAGGACCUCAACCAGUACGACUUCCCCAGCUCGGACGACGAGCCCUUCUCCCAGCUGCACUCAGGCUCAUCAGAAGCAGAGGAGGAGAACGAUCCAGAUGGUGCCUACGCCUUUCGCAGGAAGGCGGGCUGCCAGUACUAUGCUACUCGUCAGGACCGCGUGGGUAGCUGGCCGUGGUGUGGUCCCUGGGAGGACGGUUUGGCAGAAGCUCGCUUUCGCUACAGUCUCACCACGCUCACUGUGCCGCGGCGCUGCCUGGGCAUGGCUCGACGCCGCGUGGGACGAGGCGGCAGGGUGUUACUGGACAGGGCAUACACAGACUAUGACAACGUUUUCCAUGGACUGGAUCCGGAAAUGCUCGACCUGCCUCUUCCCCCUUCUUCUCCUCCUCCUCCUCCUCCUCCUACAGCCACUUCACGCUCACCGGCCAUCGACAAGUUUUCCAGUACCUCAGAAACAAAUACCUCAGACAGAAUUUCCUCCUCCUCCAACUCCGCUCUUUCCUCUUCCUCUCCCUCUUCCACGGACCUCAGUCAGAUACUGUUGAAUAUAAAGUCGUGCCGAUGGAGGCACUUUAGACCACGGACACUACCACUACAUGAGCUGGAUAACGCCCACCCACUAUUCAGGAGGUUGAGUCGAGGCCUGAAGCGAUCAGUCUCUGCCUCCACAGCUGGGGGACAGCCCCAUGGCUCUCAACGCCCAGGGAGGGUUUUUCCUACACCCUCCCCCAUUGCUGCUUUCACAGCCGAACAGUACCAGCAGCAUCAGGAGCAGCUGGCCCUGAUGCAGAAACAGCAGCUGGAGCAGAUCCAGCUGCAACAGCAAGCCAACAGCACCGCCACUGCCAACAGCACACUGCAGGGCCUGGCGAACACGUUGGACCAGGCCAGCGCUCAGUUCGCCGCCUCGGCCCUCGUCACCGCCGACCAACUGCUGGCUCUAAAAACCAAGGAGGAGCUAGCCCUGGGAGGCGGAGUCAAUGGCGUCCUCUCCCCCUCAGGUGUCUAUAAGGGCUUGCACCUCUCGAGCACAGCGUCCCCAUCCCCCGCCGCCCCGGCUCCUCCCACCACUACCCCGACGGCCGCCUUGCUCCACCCCUGCACCACCACCAGCUCCACCUCCAAUACCAGUAACAACAAUGGCACCGCCCACCCCGCCAACACCACUAACGCCGCCGCCACCACUCAGGUCCUGCUGGGAAACAACAACAGCCUCCGUCUGGGUGUUCCCACCGGCAAGCGUGUCCACGCACCCCGGACACUGAGCACCACCGUGUCAACAUCCGCCUUAAAGUUUGCCCACGCAACCGCCAACUGUCAGAAACCCAAGGUCACUACGGCCUCGGCCUCGCCGCUGGACAUAGUGCCCAGGGAGAAUCAUGAACAAGACAAGCCAGCACUGAACAGUCUAUCAGAGAACACAGUGGCCAUGGAGGUUACGUAGCCUCCCGCACGCAGCACGGGGGGGAAGUGUGACUCCUUUUGUUGUUGGGUUUUUUAGGUGCUAUGCAUCAUUUGUUAGUCAUGAAUGCAAGUGGUGGCAGAGUGAGCGCGGCAAGGCUGGGUUUCCAUGGCAACUGUUUUGGGACUUAAUUGCAAUGCUCGUCUCGUACAAUUUUUUUUUUCUCUCUCUCCCCACAUUUCCCUGUUUGUUACUGUUAAUAAGAGAUCGUCUGUAAAUUCUUAAUAUGGCAAUUAUAUGUACAGUACUGCAUAUUUGUAAUACCCCCCCUCCCCAGCCCCCGUUCUUGUAUAUAACAUUACUUGAAUACAAACUUGUUCAUUUGUGAUGUUUUGCACUCGAGAUAUUAAAAAGAAAAAAAACUCAAAAUUAAAAAGAGAAAAUGACAAA